This is a messenger RNA of Echinops telfairi (small Madagascar hedgehog), 1163 nucleotides long. It is a transcript of the gene CAMLG, whose product is annotated as calcium modulating ligand. The transcript is spliced from 4 exons. The record is from RefSeq and is a predicted model, not a curated record. NCBI's taxonomy places the organism in Eukaryota, Metazoa, Chordata, Mammalia, Afrosoricida, Tenrecidae. Bases 1 to 747 code for a protein of 248 amino acids. Gene Ontology annotation, cellular component: GET complex. Gene Ontology annotation, biological process: tail-anchored membrane protein insertion into ER membrane.
AUGGGUCUUGUCACCGAGUGCAAGUGCCAAGACGAAAGUCAGACGAAAUCAAAGCAGCUGGACAGCGAUAAACUGAACCCCCUCACCAUCCCUUCUGUUUCAAAGCGGGUAGUGCUGGGGGAUUCCGUCACCACGGCAGGAGCUGACCAACAGGGUGGAGUGGCUGAAGCAAAGGGGACCCAACUGGGAGACAAACUGGACUCUCUCAUUAGGCCACCUGAAUGCAGUCCUGAUGUCAACAUUGAGCUCCGGCAUCGGAACCGAGGGGACCUGACCUCGGUCCCUGUCCAGAGGGCUUCUCGCCACGGCCUGGAACAGUACCUCUCCAGAUUUGAAGAGGCAAUGAAGCUACGGAAGCAGCUCAUCAGGGAGAAGCCCAGUCAAGAAGAUGGCAGUACACCAGAAGAAUUUGACUCUUUUCGAGUAUUUCGAUUGGUGGGAUGUGCUCUUCUUGCCCUUGGAGUCAGGGCUUUUGUUUGCAAAUAUUUGUCCAUAUUUGCUCCAUUUCUUACUUUACAACUUGCAUACAUGGGACUAUACAAAUAUUUUCCCAAGGGUGAGAAGAAAAUAAAGACAACAGUACUAACGGCGGCACUUCUGCUAUCGGGAAUUCCUGCUGAAGUGAUCAAUCGAUCGAUGGAUACCUACAGCAAAAUGGGCGAGGUCUUCACAGAUCUCUGUGUCUACUUUUUCACUUUCAUCUUUUGUCAUGAACUGCUUGAUUAUUGGGGCUCAGAAGUACCUUGAAGCCUACAGAACUUGGAAGGAGCUUACCAGCAAUCAUUUCUCUUGUAUACUGCAGUAUCUCUAAAGAAGGCAAGCUGGUUACACCUUUAUGUAAUUCUUUUAUAUCUGUGGGUGGUAAAAUCACUCAAUUAGGAAGGGAAUGGCAGCUUCCCUGAUUUAAAAUGAUCUCGUUUGUAGUAGUACUGAUGUGAAGCAUAGACUACUGAAGGAUGUGAAUUGAUUUUUCUUGAUUAGAUUCCUAGUCUUUACCUUUCCUUCACCUUCUCAGAGUUGUAAUCCUACUUUUGAGGGCUGAGCUAAUGCUUUUAGGAGGGCAGGUAAACAUGGUCUCAGCCAAUCCUUAAGAACUGCUUCUUGUAUUGUGUCAUGCUGUCCUAAGAAAGGGAGCCAUAAUAAAAACAAGUGUCUAAUGUUAA